This is a messenger RNA of Symbiodinium necroappetens, 480 nucleotides long. Lineage: Eukaryota; Dinophyceae; Suessiales; Symbiodiniaceae. The record is from the annotation of a GenBank genome assembly.
GUCAAGCCCCUCUUCUAUCACGAUGACAAGGAUGAUCCGCGUGUCUUCUCCAUUGGGACCUUCUCGAAGCUGAUUGGUCCCGGCACGAAGGUUGGCUGGGUGCAGGCAUAUCCUCAGCUGCUGAAGCCCCUUGCGGGUGUUGGCUUCAUCGAUAGCGGCAACAACCCUGUGAUCUUCUCCUCCAUGAACCUCCUACACUUCGUGGAGUCUGGUGCUCUUGCGAAACACAUAGACAUGGUCUCAAAGGAUUUGGGUGAGAGGUGUAAGUUUAUCUGCAAGAAGCUUCGAGACGUGGGUUUGGAGGUUUACGAGCCCAAGGGUGGCUACUUCGUCUGGGUCAAGUCCAAGGGCAAGAUGACAGGACGAAGUGGUGAGGCGAUGGCCAUCAACAAGGACAACUUCCAGGACUACAUGCGGCUUUGCUUCUGCUGGCUGACCAAGGAGCAGAUUGAGGAAGGUAUCGAGUACUUGCGGCAGUGA